This is a messenger RNA of Planococcus citri (citrus mealybug), 4145 nucleotides long. Its product is annotated as THAP domain-containing protein 5-like. Lineage: Eukaryota; Metazoa; Arthropoda; Insecta; Hemiptera; Pseudococcidae. The transcript is spliced from 2 exons. The record is from RefSeq and is a predicted model, not a curated record. Bases 183 to 965 code for a protein of 260 amino acids.
AAACAAUUUUUAUCAGUAAUGAAUAAUGAUAACGAUUUUGUGAAUUGUGAUUAUUAAAUAUAAAAUUAUGGAUUUUUAUGGAUGGAAUGCUUGAAAUAAAGCCAUAAUUUUAAUAGAAAUUUCAACGUAAUUUGACGUAAAUUUUUCGCUGUACGAAUGUCAGUCACAUUCAUAACAUAACCAUGCCGAUGAAAUGUAGUGCUCCGUUGUGCCGUGGAAAUUAUAGCACCGGUGAAAAAGUAUCCGUAUUCAAGUUUCCCGCUAAUGAUGAUCUGAGGAAGAAGUGGAUCGCUGCCUUGAAAAGAGAGAAAACAUUCGUUCCAUCAAAAUGUAGCAGAGUUUGCGAGAAACACUUUCCACCAGAGGAUAUUGAACGAGACCUUAUCUGUCAUGAUAGAAGAACUGGAAGAACAUUAUCAACACCAUUACCACACCCUCGGAUUCGAGUCGGUGCUGUGCCUUCAAUAUUUCCAGAUCGUCCUAGUUACUACACAAAAGUUGUGAAAAAACGAGAAAGUGUUGAAGAACGGCGUCUCAGAAAGGAUCGAGAAAAACUUAUUCAAGCAGCUGAAGCAACAAGUAACAAUACUAGCGUUACCAUUGCCCCUAGCAAAAAACACGUUGACGACAAAUCAUUCUCUACUUUCAACGAAUUUUGUGAACGUUUAAACAAAUAUCCACCUCAGAGUUCGAAAUUGACAUGGACAAUUGUGAAAUAUGAAAACGAUUUAAUACUCCUCGAUAUAAUGAAAGAACCAAUACCGAAAAUACGAAAUUCUGUAAUUGUGAACAAGGAAUGUAAAGCUGUAGUCGUAACGAAUGAUAUUCGUUUAAACAAAAUGGGAAAUUUUCAUUUUCCUUUCGCUUUAGAAAACAUCAACCAACUGCAUGAUAUUCUGAAUGAGAUUGAACGUAAAACGCAAUCAAUCCACCAUAUGAAAUUUGAAAUAAAAUGGUCUCAUUGAAAUAGCUUUAAGUAAUUUUGUUGAUUAUUGCGUAUAUUUUUAUUCGUUUCAAUUGUUCAUUAUCCUAUUUCGUAGGUAUUUACUUUUUGACAAAAUUUAAAGAGCAUAUUAUAUCAACUGCUUAUCGUAAAAUUUGUCUUUCAUAUGCGAUAGUGCUAUUGAACUUGUUAUGAUGGACGGAAAUGUUUUAAGUAAUUGUGUAAAAUCGAUUUUUUUGUAUAAAAAUUGGAAAAUGAAAAAAUGUGUAAUUCAGAUAUGACUCCUCGUAAUGAACUAAUGACGUCAUACUGCAUUUUCGUUUGAAUUGAACCAUCUAAUCGGUGCAUCAUGAUGAAUGAGUAAAAUGAAGUUGAAAAAAAUUGCCCUAUUGCAUGUACCUAUUGUUCAGUACUGAGUAUUAUUCAGCUGUUUUUCCAACAAUUGAAAUGCAGCAGAGUAAAUAAAUGAUGUUUUCACGUUAAAUUUAUUUUUCAUCUAGAAAAAACGAAAAUAAAUAAAUAACUUAUCGGAUUUCACUCUUAUUUUAGAAUGGAAAAAUCUUACACAACGAAAAUGAUGAUAACUUUAAUGACAGGUUGAAGCAGGGUCGGAUUGGGAUUUCUCAAUAGGCAAGACUAUAGGCAGCUCUCUAGAGCACGAGCAUCAAAAUUAAAAAUUGAAGGGUGGCAAAAUUUUGAGGAAAACUAUUAAAAAUGAUAUUGUGGUUGUUUUCCGUGAAAAAAAUCGAAAUUUGAUGAAAAUGAAGUCUUAUCUACGCUUGAUUUCUGAUCACUCGAAUCGAUUCAUGAUAGUUUGAAGCCCCUGUGGAGCCUCUUUCAGCAGAUUCUUAGAUAGCCCGGUAAUAGAAGAAUUUAGGUAAAAAGUAAUAAAUCAAAUUUCAAUUUUCCAUCUUAAUUUCACUAAAUUUGCAUUUUACCAAAAUUUAAAUUACCUAUGUAACUUGAAAUUUAAAAAAAAAAAUAUAGGUACAAAAAAUUUAAAAAAAUUAAUGUAAUUCAACAUUUUUGUGUGCUCUUUCGACUUUUUUUGUUUCAUCUGAAAAUUGUUUGCUGCUUGGGAUACUUUUUGAAUUUUGAGGUGGGAAAGGAGGAGGCACGAGGCAGCAAAAGAAUGUUCGUCGGUUCGUCUAGAGGAAAUACUUAAAUCCAAUCCUGUUUUGGGUCGAAGCGAUAAAAUAUUUAUCAACAUUUACAUUCACAUAAUAUACAAAAUCAAUUCAAAUACUUAUAUAAUAUCUAAUAUUUGGUUUACCUAAUUUUAUCCUUAUUUUUAUAAAUUAAAUUAGCUAGCUGAUUAACACUACCGAACGUUUCUGUUCUAGUAUUACGACACAUAGUUAAUCUUGCUAUGUCUAAAUUAGGAUCACAGUCAACAAUAUGAAAAAUAUGGACUAGAUGAGGAUCAACUGAACGAAAAACACUGAUGUUUGUCGAAGUUAAAACAAAUUUCUCGAAUAAAUCAACGUCUUCUUUGCCCCAACCAACAAUUGAUGAAUCGAAGCUGCCAACCUGUAAUAAAAAUACACUGAUUAGCAUUUUGAGCAUUUACUUAUUAGUUAUUAAUGUAUCAAAAUUACGUUUUUUUUUUCUUCUAUCCUACCUUUAUAAUAUCUUCUUUAUAUGCACUCAUGAUACCAAACCCAAAUAACCUCCAAUAACCGGAUUCUUCGCUAAUAUUCAUAUGAUUGGGAGAUGAAAGCUGACCAUAUACCACAUUAGGAUCAUAUUCGCUGAACACAAUGGGGAAAUGAGCCACUUUAUUUUUAAUAGUAUUUAAACGGAUCCGUUGCAAUGCUGCUGAGCUCCAAAUCAUAUCAACGUCGAUGAAGAGCAACAAAUCAUCCAUAUUUACUUGAGUCAUGCCAAUAUCUAAGGCUUUUGCUCUAGCAAAUUUUUCCAUCACAGGAAUAAUUUUCAGUUUACUACUAGGAUAAGAAUUUUGUAAAUAUUCAACUAUUUUUUGGGUCUCACUCAAAGUAUUAUCGUCUUGGUCAUGGAAUAAAAUAAUGGAUAAUGUCACAUUUUCCUUUCUUUUCAAGCACACUUCUUCGUAAGUGUUGAUGAAUCUAACAAAUGCGCUUGAUCUUUUGUAUAAUGGUAGUAUAAAAUUAAUCUGUUUGUUUGGCACUCCUUCAUUAGCGUUAGGAUACUCGCCUCCUUUUAGAGAAACUACAUUAUCUCUGGUAACUUGAUUGUUUUCUUUAGCUACAUUUUGAGUUAUUUCUCUGGUUUCGAAAAUCUCGCGUAUUUCAAGACCUGUGAAAAAAAAACACCUACAAUACAAUUUGCACUGGCAACUUGACUUGCACAUUUGCACACAGGGUACUCUAUCGAGAGCAUGACAGGGGCAACAUAAUCAAAAUCACAAUUUUAGGUUGUGGAAGAAUCAACAGAGCUUUUAAUUUAUGAAUUAUGACCAGUUCAAGUUUUCCGACAUGGAAAAUGAAAAACAUCAUUCUACUCGUAUAAGAUGAGUUGAAUACAACUCUUUCAUUUCAUCCAAGUAAUCUAUUAAAAAUUCCAGAGCUCGUUGCUCUUGCUUCUUCAACACAACAGCAGGAUGAAAAUUAUGCAUUAGAAAAUUCAAAGUCAUUGUGUUAUUUUCAAGGUGCAAUAGUGCAUAUUCGUAGUUCAUUAUACGUAAAAACUGCAUUAAAUUCUACCUGUGAAUUGUUGCUGAAUGUACGCGUGUCUUCGUACAGGUACAGUCAUUUUUCUUCCUCUAUAUUUUUUAAACGUUAGUAACACAUCCAAUAUAUAAUCAGGCCCGUACAAUGGAUUCAGUCUAUGAUAUCCGUAUAAUAUUUGCUGAAAUUCAAUAACUCUGCCUCUUUCCCUGGAAAAUAAGUUGAUAUUAUCCAUCACCUGCAAGAACAAGGAGAAAAAAAAUAUAUAAAUUAAAUUCAGAAAUUGAACCAUUAGGUACGAAUCACUGGAGUAUAUGUACAUGAGUACCUAUAUCUAUAAUCUCUAAUGAUACUAGCAACUCGAGUUAACUUUUAAUUGCAAGACUCAAACCUACUUCUCUGAUCACAUCGUCAAGUCCUUCUUUUAGAUGAGAUUCGAUUUUUCUUCGAGGAUUUGAAUUUGCGUGAGAAAAUAACGAACGGCUGAUCAUUUCCCAAGGAAAAAUAUCGUCUUCAUUGCGCGGUUUGUAUUUAUUUAAAUCAGGAGACAAGCC